Molecule: messenger RNA, 1348 nt
Organism: Melitaea cinxia (Glanville fritillary)
Lineage: Eukaryota; Metazoa; Arthropoda; Insecta; Lepidoptera; Nymphalidae
Gene: mora
Product: cysteine and histidine-rich domain-containing protein morgana
Exons: 6
Coding region: 135-1193 (352 amino acids)
Source: RefSeq, a predicted model, not a curated record
UGGAACGCGGCCCGUCACUGAAGUGUGAAUUUGACUGUCAAGAAGAUUAUUUCUUUUAAAUGUAGUCUUUAAAAAGUAUUGGUAGUCUUGAAUUCUUAUUAGAAACGAGUAUUAUUUAAUAUUUAUUUGUAAUCAUGCCUGAAAACAAAAAUUUAGUUCCAUGCUAUAAUCGUGGCUGCGGUCAACUUUUUGAUCCUAACAACAACGAAAAAGAUGAGUGCUGCCAUCAUCCUGGUGCUCCAGUUUUUCAUGAUGCUUAUAAGGGUUGGUCUUGUUGUAACAAGAAGAGUGUGGACUUUACAGAGUUUCUUAACAUAAAAGGCUGCACAGUAUCAAAACACUCAAAUGUGAAACCUCUAGAACCAGAGAAAAAAGCUUUAGAUAAAGAAUUAGAGAAGAAGGAAGUGAUUGAAGUUAGAGCACCUGUGGUUGGUCCUCAGCUGCCAAGACCUCCAUUUGAAUCCCCACUUGUCCAGUUAGAACCGCGUAUAGCAGAAUCAUUGAAAGAAAUUGUCCAUAAGUCAACUGAACAAGCAGCAUCGACAAGUGAUGGAGGAUCGGUACCAAUUGGUACAUCUUGCAAGAAUGGGGGUUGUAAUGUGUCUUAUGAAGGUCCACAAAGUAAUACCAGUAUGUGCACAUAUCAUCCUGGCUGUCCUAUCUUCCAUGAGGGUCUCAAGUUUUGGUCAUGCUGUCAAAAGAGAACUACGGAUUUCAAUGUUUUCCUAAGCCAACCAGGUUGCACAACUGGUGUUCAUAAAUGGUUUAAAGAGAGUUCUCCAGCUGGGACAAUUAAAUGCCGCUGGGACUGGCAUCAAACUCCAGACUAUGUUAUUGUUAGCGUGUAUGCCAAGAAAUAUAACCCAUUUCAAAGCUAUGUUAAACUUAAUCCAAUUCGCUUGAACACAAAACUAGUGUUUCACGAAGAGGGAAAUGCAGUGUUUGAACUUGAUCUUGAACUAAGAGGAGUAAUAGAUGUAAAUAAGAGUAGUGCAUCAAUGCUGGGUACGAAGGUUGAAAUUAAAUUAAAGAAAGGUGAACCUGGCGCCUGGAGCAAGCUUGAUUUCCCUAGAUCUGAACCUAAGAAAGAGGCAGAAGAACCUAAAGUGCAAACUGUCGAAGAAGAUGAUUCAGUUGAUUUAUCCACAGUAGAGGCCAUACAUUCAAUGGGCAAAGUUAAUGUCACAGGUUGAUACUAAAAUAGAUAUAUGAAAUUUUCGUAUAAUUAAUAUGUUAAAAAACCUGAUGAAUUUAUUUUUAUAAUGCUAUGUUUAUAGCUUCAACGUAUUCUGAAUCAAUGGAGUCAUGCUUUAUUUGUCACUUUCAAAUAAAGGUGCUUUUAUAAAAA